ACUUCUUCUUCCUCUCUUCUUCCCUCCUUUUCCAAUAACCACGUUAAUUAGAUAUCAAAAAUGGCUGACGAAGACCACACCUUUGAAACCGCUGAUGCCGGUGCCGCUUUAACCUUCCCAAUGCAAUGUUCUGCUUUAAGAAAGAACGGUCAUGUUGUCAUUAAGGGUAGACCAUGUAAGAUUGUUGAUAUGUCUACCUCUAAGACUGGUAAGCACGGUCACGCUAAAGUCCAUUUAGUUGCCAUUGAUAUUUUCACUGGUAAGAAAUUAGAAGAUUUAUCUCCAUCUACCCACAAUAUGGAAGUUCCAAAUGUUUCUAGAACUGAAUUCCAAUUAUUAGAUAUUGAUGAUGGUUUCUUAUCUUUAAUGACCCAAGAUGGUGACACCAAAGAUGAUGUCAAAGUCCCAGAAGGUGAAUUAGGUGAAAAAUUACAAUCUGAAUUCGAUGAAGGUAAAGAUUUAUUAGUCACUAUCAUCUCUGCCAUGGGUGAAGAAGCUGCUAUUUCUUACAAGGAAGCUCCAAAGGCUUAAGUUUAAUCUUUACUUAAUUUUUGACAUAUACAUAUAUCAUAUAAUAUUUCUUUGUUAUUAUUAUUCUAAUUAAUUAUUCGAGAACAAAGGGGAAAAGAAGAAAAAACUUAUGUUAUUAUAUUAUUAUUUAUAUAAAUGAUAAAUUUCCAAUGAUGGUAAUGAUGAAAUAAAUGAUAAUUAAAAAGAACUUAAAUUAAAUUUGUAUUUAAAAAAGGUCGAUCCAUUUGGAUUUUAAAUGGUUGCUAAAUUUAUAUCUUAUUAUUAUUGUUAUUAUUGUUAUUGUUUUUGUUAUUUAUGUUAUGUUAUUUUCUUUGCUAUUACUUUUUUUUAUUAGUACUGAU
Scheffersomyces amazonensis is the source of this 872-nucleotide messenger RNA. It is a transcript of the gene ANB1, whose product is annotated as translation elongation factor eIF-5A. Lineage: Eukaryota; Fungi; Ascomycota; Pichiomycetes; Serinales; Debaryomycetaceae. The coding region runs from base 61 to 531 and encodes 156 amino acids. Gene Ontology annotation, biological process: positive regulation of translational elongation; translational elongation; positive regulation of translational termination. The record is from RefSeq and is a predicted model, not a curated record. The transcript is spliced from 2 exons. Gene Ontology annotation, molecular function: RNA binding; ribosome binding; translation elongation factor activity.